Messenger RNA from Biomphalaria glabrata, 1210 nucleotides. Its product is annotated as transforming growth factor-beta-induced protein ig-h3-like. The transcript is spliced from 8 exons. Gene Ontology annotation, biological process: extracellular matrix organization; cell adhesion. Bases 187 to 1119 code for a protein of 310 amino acids. Gene Ontology annotation, cellular component: extracellular matrix. NCBI's taxonomy places the organism in Eukaryota, Metazoa, Mollusca, Gastropoda, Planorbidae. Gene Ontology annotation, molecular function: cell adhesion molecule binding. The record is from RefSeq and is a predicted model, not a curated record.
UGUGUGUGUCACUAGAUCAGAAAGUUGGUACAUUUCAAUUUUCGACCUUGGUAUCCAAUUUUGUUUUGGUCUUUAAACUAAGCCCUAGACCUUUUUUUUUUUUGAUGGUCAUAUUUAGUCUGUUCAAGUCAUUUCACGUACGUCUGACAUCAACAAUUAUAGACUUGCAGACAUCAAUCAGUGACCAUGAAGUACUUCUGCCUUGUCAUCACAGUGGUCAUUAGUUGGACUAAAGGUCAGACGGUGUCUCCAUUUCCCGAUGUUGUAAGUGCUUUGACAGCCAGUGGUCACUUUGAGACUUUUCUCGAUCUGUUAAAGCCUUCUGGUCUCCUAGAGAGAAUCAAUUCAUCCAGUCAUUUCACUUUGUUUGCGCCAACGGAUGACGCCUUUGCAAAGUUACCCGCCGACACCUUUAACGCCCUGAAGAGCGACCCCAAUCAGUUAGCCCUAGUUCUCGGGUACCACGUGGUUUUGUCCUCCAGUUUCAAGGCGGGAACACAACAAGACACAGUUCUGAAAUCAUCUAACGGCUUGCCUAUUAGGAUUAAUACCUACAGCUUGAUACACAGUAAUGCAGCUAGUGGUGUCAACAUCACCCUCAAAAACAUACCUGUGGUCCACGGCUACAUUCAAGGCGUGAACACAGUCCUGAAUCCCCCUAUCGGUAACAUAGUCCAGAUUGCCAUGAACAGAACUGACCUGAAGACAUUUACCUCCUGGGUUAUUAGUUCCAACCUGGUGCAGUUCUUUUUAAAUGACGAUGACGUCACUCUGUUCGUUCCCAGCGAUGACGCAAUCAAGAAGCUAAGUCCAGCGACUUUAGACUACUUAAACAGUCAUCCCAGCGCCUUGGCAGAUGUUUUGAAGUACCACGUAAUGAGUGACUACACGCUGUUCACCAUUGGCAUGACCCACAGCAUGACCCUCAAGUCAGCUGACCAGCACCAUGACCUCCUGAUGAUCUUAGAAGAUGGUAACGGCGGUCUGUUCGUGAAUCAUGCAAAGAUUGUAGAGAGAGACAUCGCUUGUAUUGAAGGUGUGCUCCACAUCAUUGACAACGUGCUCAUUCCACCCCAUGUUCUUGUUGCCAUACAGGACGCGUCUGUCGCUGUGGGUUAAAUAUCAAACGCUGGGGGUCAAAGGUCGGAAAUUCCGUGGUCCCUAUGUUAUUUAUGAAUAUUUGGGAAUACAUUUUCUUAUUUCAUACAAA